GAUGAACUGAAGAAAUUGGCAGAGAGAUUUACAAAACUGGAUCAGAAUAGAGAUGGUGUGAUUAGUAGAGAUGAAAUCAUGGCAGUCCCUGGCUUGGAGACCAACCCCCUCACUGACAGAUUGAUAGAACUUUUUGACAGUGAUCAAAAUGGAACCAUCGAUUUUAAUGAAUUCAUCAAUGGAAUGUCCAAAAUAAGCAUGAAAGGUGAUGCAACAACCAAACUGCAAUUUGCAUUUUCGAUCUAUGACACAAACAACGAUGGCUACAUAACAAAUGGUGAACUGUACUACAGACUGAAAUCUCUCAUUGGAAAGAAUGUUGACGAUGAGAUGCUCCAACAAAUUGUUGAUAAAACAAUCGUGUACAACGACAAGGAUAAUGAUGGCAAAAUCAACAUUAAAGAAUUCACAGAUGUU
Messenger RNA from Helobdella robusta, 417 nucleotides. RefSeq lists its product as hypothetical. The transcript has 3 exons. The record is from RefSeq and is a predicted model, not a curated record. Lineage: Eukaryota; Metazoa; Annelida; Clitellata; Rhynchobdellida; Glossiphoniidae. The annotation marks the transcript as partial. Gene Ontology annotation, molecular function: calcium ion binding; calcium-dependent protein serine/threonine phosphatase regulator activity.